Lathyrus sativus (Indian pea) is the source of this 645-nucleotide messenger RNA. The record is from the annotation of a GenBank genome assembly. Lineage: Eukaryota; Viridiplantae; Streptophyta; Magnoliopsida; Fabales; Fabaceae.
AUGAGUCAGCUCGGUUUGUUAUUACAGGAGACCCGGGGUGAGUCAAGAACGAUUCUCGGGUUGUUAAGAGAACAAAUGGACGGUGUCGAUGGAGUUCCUCGUAGGCGCCGUAGCUUCAAGGAUCGGUUUGGAUUCAUCGGGAUAGGUUGUUGCGGAGCCACACGUGGAUUCCGUUCUUCUUCUUCUUCUUCGCUUCAACUGCCUCAGCAACAACUUUCGGAUACGGAUCCGGUUCAGGAUCCGAGCGUCUGCGUUGGCCCGAAUCCAACUGCUUCGGGUAAUAUGAAUCUUGCGGCGGCGUUAGCGGCGGAGCGACAACUCCGAAGACCGCCGGUGGAAACGAGCGUCGACGGAGGCGGAGGAGGUAGAACUCCGGGGACACCGUGGAGAGUGUCGUUGAUGAGGCUCUUAGAGGAGACGGAAAAUGGUGACACGCUGACGGCUAAGGCUGUGAGAGAGGUAAAAGAAAGUGGUGUGGCGGGAAAUGAUUCGGUGUGCUGCGUGUGCAUGGGAAGGAAUAAAGGCGCGGCGUUUAUUCCAUGUGGACACACUUUUUGCAGAGUCUGCUCUAGGGAGCUGUGGCUGAACAGAGGCUCCUGCCCACUUUGUAACCGUUCGAUUCUUGAGAUUCUUGAUAUUUUCUAA